AGCGUGCUUCACCAACCGGCUACCUGCUCCCCUUGCGAGGUCGAGACCUCGUCAACGCCGUCCGCGUAUUGGCUUAGUCGAGGAAGCACAGCGCGCCUCACAUCAGGCUCUAGUCGCACAUUGAAUUUUUUUGGUUUGUUCUGAAAGCAAGCGUUUCACUGCUUCCGCCUGCGAGCAUCGCUGACGUUGUUUGCGCCUGACGCCGUCUUGCUCUUCUCGGUUCGGGACCUCGCGAGUGCAGGCCCCCAUCGUACUGCGUUCGUCACGCAGGCGCAUACAUCUUAAGUUUUGUGCACAGACAUACACACGCCCACACACGCCCCUUCCCUAAUAAAGCGAGCGCAUUGCUGUGCAGUCUAUCACGCUUUAACAGACAUUGUUAUUCUUUUUCCCCUUUUCGGUUCUUCUCGUUUCUUUCCUCCCUUUUUAAAGCAGCUCCAUGGAGUCCCACAACUCCUCGUGGGGGACGAGCCCGGCGGCGGACAGCCCGACCACUGCUCACUCCUCCCGCGUUGCGAGGACGCACCCGCAAAUCAAGAUUGAGCCGAACUGUCUCGUCUUCCCCCCUCCACACUUCGGCCGCUGCGUUCAGAACGCGAUCUCUCUGUAUAACGUCUCGAAGAAGCCGUGUGUGUUCAAGAUGCGGAGCCAAAACCCGGAGCGGUACGUCGCGAAGCCCCACGUCGCCGUGGUGGCCCCGGAGUCCGCCGCGCGCAUCUUCGUGACGCUGCGGGACAUGAACACGCUGGGCACGAAGAAUUUGCCGGAGGACACGCACGACCGCUUCCGCAUCUCCAUCAAGCUCUACGACCCGUCCUCGGUGGACGCCUCCCUCUCAGCAAAGGAGCUGUGGAACGUGCUGCAGGAGCGCGGUGCCAGGGUGGACCACGAGCAGGAUCUCGUCUCCUUCUUUACGAAGAGAGACACGCCGGUGGGCGGCCUCGUGACCUUCUUUCCACCCACCUACAUCCCGGUGACACCGUCGCAGCACCAAAAGGGCGAUGCCGCGGUAGCCGGAGUGGCGAGCGGGGCACCGACACCGCCGUCCGCGGGCGGCAACGCGGUGAACGGCGGAGACGCCGCGACCGCGAAGAAGAACGCAUCGCCCCCUUCGUCGGCGACUGGGGCUGCGGCAAGGGCAGCGGCAGCGGCAGGGAGUAAGAAGACUCCUGUUGGUGCGGCUUCCGGAAAAGGUGAGGGGCGGGGUGGGGGCACCUCAGGGGAGGUAGGCAAAACAAAGCAGGGCGGAGGGGCUAACAAGAUGCCAGCGCUGUGGGUUGGCAUUGCCGUGGCGGCGAUGGUGGUCGUGGCGCUGGCGGUAGUGGUCGGCGUCACACUGCGCGGACGCGGUCGCGGCGGUGGCAGCAACGGCCGGGAUGCUGCUGCGCGGUCACGGAAGACGGAUGCGGCUCUGAGCCAUGAAGCGCAAGCACGCUUGCAGGAGGAGGCGGAAGAGGCCAUCCGUGUUCACGCUGCGCAAGAAGCGGCGCGUCUUCGUGUCCAGCAAGAAGAAGCAGCUGCUGCGGAACAGGCGCGUGCGUGGCAGCAGGAGCAAGAGAAAGCUGCAGAGGCAGCGCGGGCGCAACGUGAACAGCAGGAAGCCGAGGUGCGUGCCCGAGAAGCAGCGGAGGCGGAGCAGGCUCGUUUACAACAGGAGGAGUUAGCCCAGGCGCAGGAGCAGCAGCGGCGACGAGAGGCAGAAGAGGCCCGUCUGGCCCAGGAAGCAGCAGAAGAAGCGGAACGUGUCCGUGUAGCUCAGGAAGCAGCAGCAGAAGAAGCGGCUCGCACACAGCAGCAGCAGCAGCAGCAGGAUGCGGCACAGGCACAGCAGCAAGCAGAGGUUGGCGAAGCGGCUGAUAUGCACUAUGAACAGGCGCAACAAGAGGAGCACGUCUCCGUGGAGACGCAGCGGGAGCCCGCGGAAGCGUAG
Messenger RNA from Leptomonas pyrrhocoris, 1930 nucleotides. RefSeq lists its product as hypothetical. Gene Ontology annotation, cellular component: endoplasmic reticulum membrane; plasma membrane. Lineage: Eukaryota; Euglenozoa; Kinetoplastea; Trypanosomatida; Trypanosomatidae. The record is from RefSeq and is a predicted model, not a curated record. The transcript has a single exon. The coding region runs from base 440 to 1930 and encodes 496 amino acids. Gene Ontology annotation, biological process: endoplasmic reticulum membrane organization.